AUGCCCGUGAUCAAUAUUGAGGACCUGACAGAAAAGGACAAGUUGAAGAUGGAGGUAGACCAGCUCAAGAAGGAAGUGACACUGGAGAGAAUGAUGGUUUCCAAAUGUUGUGAAGAAGUAAGAGAUUAUAUUGAAGAAAGAUCUGGAGAAGACCCUCUAGUGAAGGGGAUUCCAGAAGAUAAAAAUCCCUUCAAGGAGCUCAAAGGAGGCUGUGUGAUUUCUUAG
This is a messenger RNA of Apodemus sylvaticus (European woodmouse), 225 nucleotides long. It is a transcript of the gene Gngt1, whose product is annotated as G protein subunit gamma transducin 1. Bases 1 to 225 code for a protein of 74 amino acids. The transcript has 2 exons. The record is from RefSeq and is a predicted model, not a curated record. Gene Ontology annotation, molecular function: G-protein beta-subunit binding. Lineage: Eukaryota; Metazoa; Chordata; Mammalia; Rodentia; Muridae. Gene Ontology annotation, cellular component: heterotrimeric G-protein complex. Gene Ontology annotation, biological process: G protein-coupled receptor signaling pathway.